Messenger RNA from Zophobas morio, 2398 nucleotides. It is a transcript of the gene Stt3A, whose product is annotated as dolichyl-diphosphooligosaccharide--protein glycosyltransferase subunit STT3A. Gene Ontology annotation, cellular component: membrane. The coding region runs from base 199 to 2319 and encodes 706 amino acids. Lineage: Eukaryota; Metazoa; Arthropoda; Insecta; Coleoptera; Tenebrionidae. Gene Ontology annotation, biological process: post-translational protein modification. Gene Ontology annotation, molecular function: dolichyl-diphosphooligosaccharide-protein glycotransferase activity. The transcript is spliced from 9 exons. The record is from RefSeq and is a predicted model, not a curated record.
UUUUAGGUUAUUUUUUAAAGUGCGUGUCUGUGACGUGUAAGGUGGUGCCGCUGUUUUGUAUAUUUUUCGAAAUGAAGAAAGUAAAUUAACAGGAAAAAUAGCACUGCCAAAAUAUCGUAAAAUAAAAAAGGACGUACGCGAAACUUACUUUGGUAUUUCAGUUUCAUUAUUUUUUUCACUUAACCUCAAAAACUCAAGAUGCUAGGCCUAGGAAAGAAGAGUUCCGUUGGUAACAACACCGAAAAGCAAGAAACUUUAUUGACCUUAUCGAUUUUAACGUUAGCGGCUAUUUUGUCUUUCGCCACUAGACUUUUUUCCGUUCUACGUUUUGAAAGUGUAAUUCACGAAUUUGAUCCAUACUUUAACUACCGAACAACAAAGUUUCUAGCUGAAGAAGGAUUUUAUUCUUUUCAUAAUUGGUUUGACGAUCGAGCAUGGUAUCCUCUCGGCAGAAUUAUUGGUGGUACUAUAUAUCCAGGUCUGAUGGUCACGUCAGCUGCUCUUUAUCAUUUAUGCUGGCUUUUAAAUAUCACAAUUGAUAUUCGAAACGUUUGCGUAUUUUUGGCUCCUUUAUUUUCGUCUUUCACAACGAUAAUAACUUACUUGCUGACAAAAGAGGUUAAAAAUGCAGGGGCGGGACUUGUUGCUGCAGCAAUGGUAUCAAUUGUACCAGGUUAUAUCAGCAGAUCAGUUGCUGGAAGUUACGACAAUGAAGGGAUAGCCAUUUUUUGUAUGCUACUUACAUAUUACACAUGGAUUAAAGCUGUUAAAACUGGAACGAUUUUGUGGGGGACUUUAGCGGCACUUGCAUAUUUUUAUAUGGUAUCAUCUUGGGGAGGAUAUGUAUUUUUAAUCAACUUAAUCCCACUUCAUGUGUUAACACUUAUGAUAACGGGUCGAUUUUCACAUAGAAUUUAUGUAGCUUAUAGUACUUUAUAUUGUGUGGGAACGAUAUUGUCAAUGCAGAUAUCUUUUGUUGGAUUUCAACCUGUACAAAGUUCCGAACAUAUGCUGGCGUUGGGUGUCUUUGGAUUGUGCCAAAUCCAUGCUUUUGUUGAUUAUCUAAGAAGUAAACUGACAAGGAAUGAUUUUGAUGUGCUAUUUUCCUUCUUGGUUUAUACCGUGGGCAUCUUAUUUGUUGCUGUUUUUGGAGUACUAACUCUAUCUGGCAAAAUUUCGCCAUGGACAGGACGUUUUUACUCCCUUUUAGAUCCAUCGUAUGCGAAAAACCACAUUCCAAUCAUUGCCAGUGUAUCAGAACAUCAACCAACGUCUUGGAGCUCGUUUUACUUUGAUUUGCAAAUCUUAGUUUUCCUCUUCCCCGCAGGACUUUACUUUUGUUUUACUCAGCUCACUGACGCAAACAUCUUCAUGAUUCUUUACGGAGUUACCAGCAUCUAUUUUGCUGGGGUUAUGGUGCGCCUAAUGCUGGUGUUGGCUCCCGUAAUGUGUAUUCUUAGCGGAAUAGCUGUAUCCCAUUUACUUACAAAGUUCAUGAAAAAUACGGAUUCUGUAAAGCCUACAGAUCACAAAAAAAGCAAAAAGCUUGAAUCUAACUACGUAAUGAAGAAUGAAAUUUCCUUAGCUUUUGUUGGCGUUAUUUGCUUGUUAUUGGUUUCUUAUACUUUCCAUUGUACUUGGGUAACAUCUGAAGCAUACAGUUCACCGAGUAUAGUACUUAGUGCUAGAUCACAUGAUGGAGGACGGAUAAUAUUUGAUGAUUUUCGUGAAGCGUACUAUUGGUUAAAAAUGAAUACCCCUGAAGAUGCAAGAAUUAUGUCUUGGUGGGAUUACGGUUAUCAGAUAACUGCGAUGGCAAAUCGGACUAUACUUGUGGACAACAAUACUUGGAACAACACACAUAUAAGUCGUGUGGGGCAGGCUAUGGCUAGUUCAGAAGAGAAAGCGUAUGAAAUCAUGAGAGAACUAGAUGUUGAUUACGUUUUAGUAAUUUUUGGAGGGUUAACCGGUUAUUCGUCAGAUGAUAUAAACAAAUUUUUGUGGAUGGUUAGAAUUGGGGGAAGCACUGACAGAGGAGCUCAUAUUAAAGAAUGGGAUUAUUACUCUACCAGUGGAGAAUUUAGAGUGGAUAAGGAAGGUUCACAAACUUUACUAAACUGCCUCAUGUACAAAAUGUGUUACUAUAGAUUUGGUCAGGUCUACACGGAAGGUGGUAAGCCACCUGGUUAUGAUCGAGUUCGUGGUGCAGAAAUUGGUAACAAAGAUUUUGAACUGGAUGUUUUGGAAGAAGCGUACACUACCGAGCACUGGCUAGUGCGUAUAUAUAAGGUUAAAGAUUUGCCUAAUAGGGGAGUAUAAUUAUUUUCAGUUGUGAACUUUUAACACUGCUACAUUGUUUUUUUUUAAUAAUUAAUAAAAAACGACUGAUACAGUUUCA